Molecule: messenger RNA, 1674 nt
Organism: Botrytis sinoallii
Lineage: Eukaryota; Fungi; Ascomycota; Leotiomycetes; Helotiales; Sclerotiniaceae
Exons: 7
Coding region: 1-1674 (557 amino acids)
Biological process (GO): metal ion transport; transmembrane transport
Cellular component (GO): membrane
Molecular function (GO): metal ion transmembrane transporter activity
Source: RefSeq, a predicted model, not a curated record
AUGACACGGUCGAGUGUCCAAUUUUUGAUUGAAAAUUAUGAUCCAUGGGCGGAGAGAACCUAUAGCUUUGAUGUCUUAAAAUGUUUAUCGGAGGCCAACAAAGAUACUCGCUCUAUUGAAUCUUCUCGUUCUGUAGAAUCUCACUCGGGUUAUCUAGAUUUUUUUCUUUGUAAUUUAAGAAAACGUUUGAUGCUAGACAAGGAAUCUUUGCUUUUCCCAUAUAUGUCCGAACAAAUACUAACAUUCGAUCCUCUGAUACUGCCGCAAUUAGGAUCCUUCAAAACACCUGCUCCUUGGCGACGUUUGAUAUUACUCAAUGGAAUGGCGAAUACGGGUCAUUGGAACUAUAGCAACAAGCACAAAAAUGUCGAUGGUUGUGAUGUUCCACUCAAAGCCAUAUCGCGAUGGAAGACCGGACCGUUCUUUGGUGAUAACCCAAAAUCUGCUCAUCGUCAUCUGAGACUUUCUACCCUUACUGUCUCAAUUUUCACCUCUAAUGAUUAUAUAAACACCCUUGAUUUUGCUCAUGGGCCUUUCGAUCCAUUCUACACGAUUCUUAUACUAGGGGCAGACGAAUUCUUUAUUAAAAGAAAAUCAAAGUACAUCCUCACACAUGAUACGGCAAUUCAUGCUGAGCUGGAAUGCGUUGAACUGGCGCUUUCUUUUGUUAUAGAGAGAUGGAAGGGGCUAAACGUUCCCUUCCGCGAACUUUUGGAAGAAAAUUUCCUAGACAUUGAGCAAUAUUCCAACUUGCUUUUUGACGACGAGAGAUUCACUCGCUCUAGAAAGUAUUUCUGGGCCAUUGGUUGUUUGACCGAAAUCGAUAAUGUCUUAUCUGAUAAUAUCAAGCAAUGGGAGUUAUAUUAUAAGGAACACCUGCAGCCAUUACUGGAUGACGAAGAUACAAAACACCUAUUAGAAGCGGCAUGUCUGUAUCCACCAAGAGAGCGGCAAACAUUUAGAGGUGAUCAUAUGCUCGAGCAGCUCAAAAAAACAAUCCAACAAGCGCAAACACAAGUCAACACCCUCAAAGAACUACGCAGCGAUUUCAGUAGAAAGUUGGAAACAACAAAGGCUUUGCGAGAUGGGCUAUUCAAUGCCAGCGCACUGGUGGAGAGCAGGGCGUCCACGAGGCUAGGAGAAAACGUCAAACUUUUGACGUAUGUCAGCAUAUUUUAUUUGCCUCUCGCUUUCUGUGCGGCGCUCUGGGCCAUUCCAAACAUUCAGCAAAGCUCUACGAAAGUGCCAUUCAUCAUCACGGCGUGCAUCGUGGGUGCAAUAACUUAUGCAAUUGUCCUUAACAUGGACUUCAUAUCGCAAAAGAUUGACGCCAAUUAUAACCCUCAACGACAGAAAUUGGUGGACCACAUACAAAAAGACAAUAGCGAAUGGUGGCAAGAAACCGGAAAGAGAUUCGAAGUGUUCAAACCAACGAGCGAAAGCAAGGUUCCUACAGAAUGGUGCAUACCUAUCUAUUUGAUCAGGAAAAUCUUCAAACGUGGCUCUUGUACAAAAAAGGCCAGUAGGGAAGCUGAGAAUAGCUCAUUUGCGUGUUCCGAUUCCGAUUGCUGUUCCCAGUACGGCUCAAUCGAGAGAAACUACAAACGCUCCAAAUUCAAGAAUGUGUUUGCGAGGCUUCGCUGGGGCAGAAAAUCCGGAGAUGCCCCUGUUUGA